CGGCGUUUUACGGGGCGGCGAAGUGGUUGAAAGUGGCAGUCGCUGGGGAGAGGCUGUCAGGGGCUGUCGUCCCCCUUUUCCUCCUGUUCCUCCGCCAUGUCUUUCAACAAGAUCCCUCCGCGGUGGCUGAACUGCCCCAGGAGAGGGCAGCCCGUGGCAGGGAGAUUUUUACCUCUGAAGACAAUGUUAGGACCAAAAUAUGAUGAUCAAGUUGCUGAAGAGUGUCGUUUCCAUCCCAGUAUGUUAUCAAACUACUUAAAGAGCCUUAAGGUUAAAAUGGGUCUGCUGAUAGACUUGACAAAUACGACUAGAUUCUAUGACAGGAGUGAUAUAGAAAAGGAUGGCAUCACAUAUAUAAAGCUUCAGUGUAAAGGACAUGGUGAGUGUCCCACAGCUGAUAACACAGAAGCAUUCAUUCGUGUAUGUGAACAUUUUAGUAAUAAGAAUCCAACUGAGCUUAUAGGUGUCCACUGUACGCACGGCUUUAAUCGUACUGGGUUUCUCAUCUGUGCCUUUCUGGUUGAGAAACUGGACUGGAGUAUUGAAGCAGCUGUGGCUACAUUUGCCCAAGCCAGGCCACCUGGUAUCUAUAAAGGUGAUUAUUUGAAAGAGCUCUUUCGACGUUAUGGUGAUGUGGAAGAUGCACCAGCGCCACCCCCAUUACCAGAGUGGUGCUUUGAGGAAGAUGAAGAAGAGGACGAGGAGGAUAACUGCAAACCAGGAACCCCAGAAUCAGAAGCUGGGUCAUCAAUGUCAUUUUCUGGAAAAAGAAGAAAAGAACAUUUGAAGCUGGGUGCAGUGUUCUUGGAAGGAAUAUCAGUUAAAUGCGUAACCCAAGUAACAACUCAACCAAAGCUAGGAGAUAUACAACAGAAAUGCCAGCAGUUUUGUGGCUGGAAAGGGACUGGAUUCCCUGGGGCCCAGCCUGUUUCUAUGGAUGAGCAAAAUAUUAAACUCUUAGAACAGAAACCGUACAAAGUAAGCUGGAAAGCAGAUGGAACUCGGUAUAUGAUGUUGAUCGAUGGCAAGGAUGAAGUGUAUAUGAUUGACAGAGAUAACUCUGUGUUUCAUGUAUCUAAUCUGGAAUUUCCUUUUCGUAAGGAUCCACGUGCACACUUAGAAAACACACUAUUGGAUGGGGAAAUGAUCAUUGACAAAGUAAAUGGCCAAGUUGUUCCUCGCUACUUGAUAUAUGACAUAAUAAAAUUCAGCCUUCUUGAAGGAAAUUUUGCCAAAGAAGUCAGUCAUGAAGUGGAUGGACUAAUUUUUCAGCCUAUAGGAAAAUAUAAGCCUGGACGAUGUGAUGACAUUUUGAAAUGGAAGCCACCCAGUCUGAAUUCGGUGGAUUUUCGCCUAAAAAUAACAAGAGUUGGUGGAGAAGGGCUUCUCCCACAGAAUGUUGGAUUUCUUUAUGUUGGAAGUUUAGAUAGACCAUUUGCACAAAUUAAGGUAACAAAGGACUUGAAACAAUAUGACAAUAAGAUUAUAGAAUGCAAAUUCGAGAACAAUAGCUGGGUCUUCAUGAGACAAAGGAUAGACAAAAGCUUUCCCAAUGCUUACAGCACUGCUAUGGCUGUGUGCAACAGCAUACGAUAUCCAGUGACAAAGGAAAUCCUUUUUGAAUUCAUUGAAAAGUGUACAACAGCAACAGCAGCAGCAGCAGCAACUCAAGGACAGGCGCGUAAACAUCACAUGGACCCUGACACAGAACUCAUGCCACCACCUCCUCCUAAAAGACCCCGGCCAUAACCUUCCGCUAGAUACCAAGUACAUAGCAUGUUGUUUACAGUUCUUCUAGAGGAUGCGUGCAGACUGAAAACUUUUGCAAGAAGUUAUUGUAAACAUCCUGUAAAUACUUAUGUGCAUUUUUUUUGGAAUGCCACAUCCUGGACUCCAGUUUGUUUUAUAUUUUGAACACUGCUUUGUGGAAUUUGGAAAGAUUUAAUCCAAAGGGUUAGAUAACAGUGUGGAAUCAGUGGAAAGUCACCUUGUUUGAUAGGUACCUUUCAAAUUUGAUGUUUUAUAUUAGAAAUUUCAAACUGUGAAGCCGUGUCAGAAGCCUCCUUUUUACAAGUGAUGUUUCAAAGCGCAUGUUGUGUCCUUUAAUUAACCAAUUAAGAUUUAUUAUUUUGUUUCACAUAGUAUAGAUUUUCUGUGUUCCUUAGAUUACUGAUUGAAAAAGUAGUGAAUGUCCAUGCAGUGUAUUCUUUAAAAUAAAGUUUAUCAAGGUUCACUACUUUUAAAAAGAAACAACCUUUUGACAUUAAACAACUUACGCAAGUGUAAAUUUCCCUUUGGAUGUACAUUGGAUUUUUUUUUAGUUUGAACAAUUUAUACAGCUGAAUCAGUUUUAAUCUUGCAGUUGUAGUGCAAACAAUUCUAGAUAUGAAAAACAAAAUUUCAUUUUUUAAGAAAUAAUUGUAAAUGUAUGGUGUCUAAAAUGUACAUCAGGUUGAUUUACCAGAAGACUAACCAUGUUGAUGAUACUACUUUGUUUCCAUGGGGAAAAGGGCAGAAGAAAUUAUAAAUGGUCUGUUAGAUGAGAAAUAGAGAGAAAAAAUAAAAUAAAAUGUAGCUUCAGUCCCAGAGAGGAUGGCCUGUUACCAAAAAAAUGAAUAAUUAUUGUAGCAUAAGUAGCAUUUUGGAGUCCCAAACAUUCAGUUCAGUUCAAGUUUUCUGUUUUCACAGCAAGAGCCAGUUAGACAGCUGGCAAUAGUAGUCUCCUCCUGUUGAUUUUAUUUUUGCUACUGGGGGAAAAAUGAAUCAAGUAGCUUUUCUGGGUUUCAUCGCAUCAUAUCCGUGUGUAGUGGUAUUGUCACCACAGAAAAACUGCUCUUUAUUGACACUGAAAAAUUAUUAUAUUUAAAAUGUGGGAACAGAUAUGAUAAUAGACAUUUUUACAAGUUGACUGUAAAACAAACUAGUAUUUUGAUGGUUGAUACUUCUAGAUAUGUUUGAGUUAAAACCAUUUGGCUUAUAGUUUAUUUGCUAUGUAAUGACAACCAAACAACAUUUAUAUCAGGCACUAUUUAAUAUUCCUAUUUUUAAAGUUUUAAUAUUUUUCCUGCUUUUAUAAAUGAAAAUGCAGUUGGUGCAUUGUUCAAUAGCCAUCUGGAGUCUGUCUAUUAAAAUGUUUUCUCUGUCCUUCCAA
This is a messenger RNA of Sceloporus undulatus (fence lizard), 3151 nucleotides long. RefSeq names its product RNA guanylyltransferase and 5'-phosphatase (gene RNGTT). The record is from RefSeq and is a predicted model, not a curated record. Gene Ontology annotation, biological process: 7-methylguanosine mRNA capping; protein dephosphorylation. NCBI's taxonomy places the organism in Eukaryota, Metazoa, Chordata, Lepidosauria, Squamata, Phrynosomatidae. The coding region runs from base 97 to 1749 and encodes 550 amino acids. The transcript is spliced from 15 exons. Gene Ontology annotation, molecular function: mRNA 5'-triphosphate monophosphatase activity; mRNA guanylyltransferase activity; ATP binding.